Messenger RNA from Symbiodinium sp. CCMP2592, 1830 nucleotides. The record is from the annotation of a GenBank genome assembly. Lineage: Eukaryota; Dinophyceae; Suessiales; Symbiodiniaceae.
AUGUCCUCAUCUGCACGGCUGAAGUACCGGAUCGUCAAAUGCACCUCCGAGGACCCCGAGUAUCCAGCGUCCGAGCUCCUGACGCAUUCAUCCCAGACCAAGGGAUGGCAGACCGCUCGCUUCUGCGACUUCCCGCAGGAGAUAGGGCUGCAGUUCGAGACGCCAGUUCACUUGCGGCAGGUGCAGUUCUUGUCUCAUCAGAGUAAGAUAGCGACAAAGAUCGACCUCUACACGGCGAUGCCUGCUGCAGGCCAAGCCUCUACCUACGAUGCUUUGAGCUUCAAAAGGUUAGGCUACCUGUCGCUGGAUAGUAAUGAGCGCUCCCAGUUUCAAGCUCGGGAGCUGAAAAGUGUGUAUGUUGACGUUUCUGCACAGUACAUGAAGAUCUUGUUUCACAAGUGCCAUGUCAACCGGUACAACAUCGUGAACCAGGUUGGCCUCAUAGCGCUGAACUGCUUGGGCGAGGCACUAGGGCCUGACCUGGCAAUGGGACCCCCGCCUCCCAACCCAGCGCUGGCGCGAGGGCCAACGAACGGCUACCAGCCGCCGCAAGCAUCGUCGCCUCCACCACCACAGCCGUCCGUGCAGGAUGCUGCACAGGCUGCAGCAGAUGAAAUGCGAUACGAUGCUCAGACAUUGGAGCGAAUCCGCUCUUUGUCGAACGCGAAGGCGAGAGCCGUUGAUGCCGAGGACUACGAGGAGGCGAAGCGUUGCAAAGAGAUGCUCGCCAGGCUGCGCCAGACCGGCCUCCUACUCCGCGAGCUUGAGGACCGGAAGAAGGCAGCGGUACAAAACGAAGAUUAUGAUGCCGCCAAAGCUCUGAAAAGCGAGAUCGAUCGGCUUCGUAGUGCAAUCGAGCGGCCAGAGGUACGGGCUGAGCGACCGCAUUCCGGAAGGAGUGCACGCAGCAACAGCCUCGGGCCGAACAGCCGCGCCGGUGCCGGAAGCCCCGAUUUUGCCAGCCACCACAGCGCCCCUCGUGGUGGACACCAGCCACAAAUGGUUCCGCUGAGUCAGGACAGCGAGGCAGUGGCGCAAGCACCACCUUCUCGUGGCAAGCGCUCACCCUCUCCGAGUCUUCCGGCUUUCCCGUUGGAGGAGGGCUACCAGGCCGAAGUCCCGAGACGAGAGGCGGCCAACUCUCCGCCUUUGCCAGCCGCGGGCGGGGCGCGAGUGGCGCGAACUCCACCCCUUUCCGGUAUGGCCUCUGCACGGAGCGCUCCUAAGGAGCUGCCACCGGAGCAGCCGCCGCUGUCUGAGCGCGGCUUUGAUGCAGCUGACCAUCCACUGAGCGGCGUGCCCAACGUGGAGGACCUCAGCCAGCCUGAGCCGCUGAACAGCAACUUCCAAAAGGAAGCGGAGCCGCUCAUCCAGCUGUUCGGCGAGUACCUCACAAACUGUGUCUAUUCCAAGGCAUGGAGCUUGCGAGAUGCUGCGCUGCAGAAACUAACACUGGAUCUGCAAAACGGCGAGCACCAGUCGACGGAUCAGAGCCGGCUGCUUGCAGGCUACGUGAUCGUGCUGAAGAGGAUGGUGCCGGACAAGAAUGUUCAGGUCGAAGCAGAAUGUCUGGCAGCAGCGACUGCCGCUGUUUGUCACGAGGUGUUCCUUGCUGCAGCGGCGCUGCUGCACACGGUCUGCCAGGCCAGGCCAGUGAUCCGCAAAAUUUGCCGGGCUGCGGCGGGCUGCGGGCUUGCAAUUCCCAGGAGCUCUUGGGCCGCUCCGGGCCCAGGCGUGCGGAGGCCAGAGACAGGGCGGCAGGGCGGCAACGUGUACUGGCGCACGACUCUAGAACCAGAACAUGCCAGCGGUAAUGUUGCAGGUCUCUAG